Saccoglossus kowalevskii is the source of this 472-nucleotide messenger RNA. RefSeq names its product melanoma-associated antigen D1-like. The record is from RefSeq and is a predicted model, not a curated record. Lineage: Eukaryota; Metazoa; Hemichordata; Enteropneusta; Harrimaniidae.
AUGAAAGGUAUUUACAAUUCUUGGAGAACUAAUGCUCCUGUACAUUUAAGCAUUGAUGACAGUCCUGUAGCAUCUAGCAAUCCUGUUAUUUGUGACAGUCCUGUAGCAUCUAGCAAUCCUGUUAUUUGUGACAGUCCUGUAGCAUCUAGCAAUCCUGUUAUUUGUGACAGUCCUGUAGCAUCUAGCAAUCCUGUUAUUUGUGACAGUCCUGUAGCAUCUAGCAAUCCUGUUAUUUGUGACAGUCCUGUAGCAUCUAGCAAUCCUGUUAUUUGUGACAGUCCUGUUGCUUCAAGCAGUCAUUUAAUUUCUGGUAGUUCUGCAUCUGAUAAUAAUGCAGACACAUGUAUUUCUAGCAAUUCUAUUUCGGCCAUUAGAGAGCAGUUGCUUGUUGCCGAUGUUAAGUCACAGCGAGGUAGACCGAAGGGUACUAUAAAACCAUUUUGGAGCUUUUCUGGUUCAGGUAGUGCAGAUA